CCUCCAAACUGUUGUGCGGCUGGUUUGUUGUGGCUGAAUUUAAGAAAUAAUAAAACAUGUAAGUGUUUGGGAAGUUACUUUUGGAACUUAUCUUCACCUCGGAACGGGUCUGCACCAGUUUACGAAGACAAAAGUCGAGUUGGAGAGGAACCGUGGCCUCUCGGCCCCUCUUUUGGAGUGAAUACAUUACAGAUGGUCCUCACCUGAACUAAAAUCAAGCCACAUUUGGCUGUCCCCCUGCUCCAUUCAAAACCAUGGCUGACAGUUUUUACAAGCUGGAAGAUGAAGCCUUUCCCAGUUUCCUCUGCAAGUCUCUGGACAGCACCAGUGGCCGUGCCACACUGGGGAAUGUGACAUUGGGUUCAGGCCCGGGACUUCCAGUGGCUGCCUCUACUGUGGCUAAAAUUAAACCUGGGACUGACAACAGAGGAGACCCUGUUGAGGCGUCCUAUCUGGAGGGCAGAGAGCUACAGCAGGCAAACACACAGUCAUCUGCUAGAGAACAGCCCAACUUUGCCCUCAGCUUCAAAGAUGACUUGGACAAUGCGGAUGACUUUAUCGCAGCCCACCGCCUUUCAGACAUGCUGGUGAAGAUUAAUUUGGAUGAAAGCGCAUCUCAAAACCAAGGCUACGUGCCGGGGCUUCCUUCAACACAGAUGUGCUCAGUCAAUGGCCGGCCCACAGAACUUGGAACAGAGCUGUCAACAGGGCUUCUGACAUUUGCCCAGUUUGGACAUAAAGAUAGUACAGAUGCAAAGGUUCAGCCCCUACCAGUUACAGCUGAGGAGGACAGUGUGCAGAGUGAGGGAGUGGACAGUGACCAUUUCAGCGGCAGUAACUCCAGCUUCCUGGCAAACGAGAAGCUCAUGUCAGUGGACAGCAUGAACAGCGAUAUCACAGAUGAUGACAUUGAUUCGAACAACCUGCCUGAUGAUGAGUUGGAGCUGUAUUUCAAUAAGCUGGUGCCUCCUGCCAUGCAGAGAGGCAGAGUGGAGGGCCAGGAGAUCCCUGCUACGGGACUGCAAGGUGCUGCUGACAACAUAUCAAACACAAGUUCUACAGAUCUGGAACAGUAUAGACACCAGUUCCUUGAUGAGUACAAUCAGGAGGACUUCCGGAUGCCUGAUGUGCGUCUUGCUGCUACAGGUAUGGACUCCUGUCCUGCCAGUGAUGAAGACACAGAGGAUGAGCUGGAGUCUGCUAGAAGGAACAGCAGUGCUACCAGGACACGGCUGCUGCCCAGCACCUCCAGACAACUGGUUGGAGAGAGUAAUCGUCCCAGUUUUAGGCCGGGCUUAGAGGGAGGCAGUUCUGAUGAUGAGGCUUCCAGCAACCGCGGCGGUCCAUCUCUGUCUGGGAUUGAACACAGACGAUCUGCUGAAGGACAAGUCAUUAACCCUCCAGUCACAGGGGAUGGAGGAGGUGGAGAUGGGAGCAGUGGAAGUGAGGAAAGUGGAAAUGACGGAGGAGUCUCGACCAUCCCUUUACCAACGACUGGCGUCCAGACCACCUAUGAUGUCCUGCGUGGGCUGGGGAUUGUGGGGAGCAGUGCUGUUGGUGAGGAUGAAGAUGGUGAUCUGGAUCUGCCAGCACAUGGCAGGAAAAGUCUUUCCAGACAUACUGAGAUGGGCGACCGUGUGGGUCCUGUAGGAACAGGAGAAGCCAGCUCUUCUUUUGGAGCAUCAGGGGCGACUCAAAGACUUUCUCCCAUCAACUGGAGCAUGGUCCUGGACCGACAGGAAGCACUGGAUGCCAUGGAGAGCACAGAGUCUGGGCCCACUGUUGACCGACUGUUGGACUCAGUCUACCUGAGAAGUGGAGCUGGACUCAGAAGACCUCAGGAAUCGGCAAACCCAAAUUUCUCCCACCUUCAAGGCACCCAGGGGAGCUUCCACCUCUCCCAGGUGCUGCUACCAGAAUGUGGUGACAAUGACGAGGAUGAUGAUGAUGAUGAGGAUGAUGGAAUAGAUGUGCCUGAUGGUGCCAGACCUACCUUGGGCUUAAGGGGAGGGCCUUGUGGUGAAUUGACUCCUGCAGAUGUCUCAGACAGCACCAGUGAGGACGACAACUGUCCCCUUUCCACCUCCCUGGAACCAAAGUAUUUCUCCCAGAGCUUCCACCAGGAACAAGACGAUUCCGAUGAUGGCUGGAACCACUGCCCAGACAACCUGGAGCUUGAGUUUCAACAAGGUGCUGAUGCUACACAUGGUGUGGUGUAUCAGAAUGAAGAAGGGCAGUGGGUGACAGAUCUGGCGUAUUACUCCUCCUUUGAGAAGGAGGUUGAUGGGAAGACGUCAGAGAAUGUCAACCAGUUUCAGACAGAGGACUUUGUUCCUGCCUGUAAUGCUAUGGAAAAGAUAGCUAAGGAUCAAGAGGAAUUUGAAAAGGAGCACCAAUUCAUGCAGGAGGAGAAGAUUGAGCCAGCCUGCAGCAACAACACCUUUAACAGCGACUCCUCUUGGAAGGUCCCCACUACAAGCCACAUCCUGAUGAGGGCCUCCCAGGUCUCCUCAGAGUUUAACCAGGCAAACCAAAGUUACCUGCGUCUGACUUUCGGUCAAUUUUUUGGACAACGCUCUGAAGCCCUGGGCUGUCUGGGCAGCACUGAGGAUGUGGAUGGGGUCAAAAGGCCAUCCUUCGGUUACAUCAUUACCUCUCCAGAGAAAAGGGAGCCAUUUCCCCUUCUUGAUCCGUCAGAGUUCUCAGCAACAGACUCUCCUCACAAUGACACUGUGGAGCUCAGUGAAGCAGACAAAACACUCAACCCAGAGGACCUGGACAAAACUCUUGAGGCACCAGGUGAACGGAUAUCGCCAAAAGGUCAUCCUGAUCCAGAACCAUGUGAACAGGAGGACCAUACUGGUAGAGCUGCACUGCCAGACCACAGUGAGGCCUCUGGCUCUGAGUCAAGCUUAGGUAACCAAAGCUGUGCGUCCCCCAACAACAACAGCAGCAAUCUAAUGCUGAGUAUCAGCACAAUUGCUUCAGCCAUUGCUGAUGCGUCCAUCAGCACCAACCCAUCGCAGCUGGCUGCUAUGAUCAUGGAGCUGUCAAAGAGGAAUAGGACGAGGAAACGACCUGAGUCCACAGGACCUGUUGGUCCCACUGUUAACUGCACAGAGGAACCACACACAGUUGAACAUAUCCUCCCUGAGGCAGAUCAGAGCAUCAUACUGGACACACUGCAGAGAAGCGCUUGUGUCGGAGAGCUGAGUGCCUUCGACAUGGAGAAAUACCUGAAAAAGACUGAUGUGUCAGGCAGCACUGAUGCCUCUGUGGCACAAACUACCUUUGACCUUACCGGCUGGGCUGACAACCUCAGCAGCUCGCAGAGGAACCCUCAGGCAGGAUAUCCUGAGGAGCAGGCGAGCUUAGCCCAGCAAGCAGAUAGUGAGACUCUACAGAGGCCCACAAGGACAAAACCUGAGGAGAAAGACGGAGGAAGGGAGACAACUUUAAACACUAGCUCGUCUGCAAUGCCUCCUCCAAAUGCAUUAUCUUCUUGUCAUAAGAGUGACUCAAAAAGAAGCUCUAUUCCUCGUCCUCGUACAUCUUCAAGCUCUACCAGAAGAUCUGUGGGCUCAGGGCAGUCUUCCUCUCUCGCACCUCCUGCAGACAAAAUGUCAGCAUGUGAUAAGUCUCUCUCUUUUACUACAAACACUUGUGGUUCCCUGGGUAGGACCCUGACAGAAAAUGGAGUCAAGCCAGGAGAACAAGCAUCAGACAACUUAAGGUCGUCCUUAGAACCAUCACAGAGUGAUAAACGUUCCACUGCCUCACCCGGCUUUCCAAAAACCUCACCAGGCCUGAGAAAAGGGCAGUCAGGUCUGCCUUCUGCGCCACAGAGGGUGAAGAGUACAUGUCAGCAGCAGCAGCAGCAGCAGCAGGAUGGACAGAGUAACUCUCCAGAGAAGAAACCACCACCCAGGAAAAUCAUGACUACCCCGCUACCUCGAAGCUCUGUGGAGAAGCAUGUUGGCUUCUCUUCUCAAAACACCCAGACUUCACUAGACCCUGCAUCUGAACUGCUGAAGGGUUUUUCUGAACCUUGUGUGGAGGAGACGCAGUGUAACUUCAGACCGUCCACUUCUCCGCUUACUCACUCCUCUCCAAGUCAGACCUCCAUUCCCAGUGCUGAUGGAAUGGUGUCGCCUGUGUCGUCUAGUAGCGGUGUUGUUGACAAGCGUCCAGGUUUUGACCUCUCGCCUCAGUCUACCUGCUCCAGCCCGAGUCUCAGCAGGCUCACAUACAUCUCAAUGAAUGACUGCACUGUCGUACCUACUCCUGAGAGGCACAAGAAUAACUGUAGCAUGGCACUGAGCACCACCAUCGUCAGAAUCAGUCCAACUCCACCUGUGGAAGCAGAUACACAGUCUGACCUCAACAUUCUUGGCCUGGCCAAAAGCCUAGACCAGGUGCAACCACAGCAUUCAAAAAGUCUGGACCCACUACCAGCACAGCAGUGUAAAAGCCCGGAGCCCCCACGUAGUGCCUCUGGUCUGAGCUGUUCUCGCAGCCAAAGUGAGUGUAACUACCAUCACCCCGGAGACAGGACUGGUGAUGUUUCAGCAGGCUGCAGGAGCCACAAGCACCAAUCUGAGUCCAAUGUCCGGCAGCUCACUAAAGUCGACUCAGGCUACUGCAGUAAUGUGAACAUUCAGCAAACCAGCAGCACUGCAGCUCCUCAGAGCUCCCAGCAGUGGGGAGCUGCAAGCUCAGUGUCAUCGUCGAUGUAUGCUAAUAGCCUCAGCAUGCCUCCGUCCUACUCAUCAGAGGGGCUUCACUAUGUGCCCAUCCCCAGCUUUAAGCCCCAAUGUGCCGGCUUGAUUGACCUUCCGCACCAAGCAGAUAUGCAGUCCCUCCUCACUGGACGUUCUCUUUUCAACCCCCAUCUGGCUCAGCAGUAUUUGGCACCUGAAGCUCCAUUGCAUCCUGCUGCUUAUAAUGUAGGACCAACAGGAAACGGUCUGUUUGGUGUGUCCUCUACAGGCAUACCCAACAGUGAUCUCACAGUGAGACAUGUCCAUCCCACAUCAGGUCCUCUGGGAAUUUCUGGGUCGGCUGGGUGCCAUCACCUCCCUAGACCCCAUCAGGGCCAGCAGGACAUGGGGAUGAUGGGAAAGCCUUUCGGUCAAUAUGGUGCAGAGCCCCUGGUGGCAGGUGGUCUUGAGGAACUGAGAGGCCAAGUGGUGGUGCCGGAAGAACUGCGGUUUCCUCACACCUGCUGUGUGGGCAUCGCUUCACAGACCUCCCUCAGCCUCUUCAACCCCUCUGAGAGAUGGCAGCAAGUGUCAAUCACUGUCACCAGCCUGGCCAUUGAUGGAGAGAAGGUGGAUUGCUUGCCGUACCAGUGGCUCAUAGUGAAAAACAAGACAAUCAUUGCCCCCAAGAGUACAGAGGAGCAGAAGGUGUUGUUCAUCCCUCCACAGGCUGGUGUCUACCAGUGUGUCUUCAGCGUUUGCUCCUGGCCUGCAUCUGCAGAGACAGAGGUUGCUGCUAGAGCUAACAUCUUUGCUAAAAGGGUGGUGCUGGUUGCCAUAGCAGAGAAUCCUGCACUAGAGGUUGAAGUAAGCAAAUCUGGCUGUCUUGAUUUUGGAGACCUUCCAGCAGGUAGUGCCAAAUCUCUUCCUCUCAAACUGCUCAACAGGACUCAUGCUACAGUGCCCAUCCGUCUGGUCAUCAGCGCAAAUGCUACAGCAUGGCGAUGCUUCACCUUUUCCAAGCAUCCUACCAUUACAUCUGAGGCCACACAGCAGGCUGGACACAUGGCACCAGUGUCCUCUCCCUCAGUGAUGAAUCAUGUGAUGCAUGCUAGCUACGGAGAGAAUCCACAAGGUUUCAUGGUCUGGGUUAAUUUCAAGGCCCCAGAGAAGUACACAGUCUCUUCAGGAGAGCUUGGUCCAGCUGAUGAGUACAAUGCUCGGGUGGACAUUGAAGUGGACUCACCGGGUCCUAGUCAUGUGAUCAGGAGUAUACCCCUCAGGGCCAGGUCGGGAACUGCAAGGGUACAUGCUCCUAAAGACUUGCAGACUGUCAGCCUGUCUGCUCCGCUGGGUAAAUCCAGUCAACAGAUGCUGCCAUUAAAGAAUGCAGGAAACAUUGAUGUGCAGCUAAAACUCAAGAUCAGUGAUGCCGAGGAAAGUUUCUCUGUGACACCUGAUGAACUGCUUCUGAGAAUAGGAGAGGAGCAAGGCAUCGAGGUCUCCUUCAAAGCACAGGGCAGCAGGAAAUACCGAGAAAGCCUUCUCACCAUCUUGGUGCUGCCAUCAGGGCCUCAGUAUGAGGUAACCCUGAAAGGAGAAGUUGUCCCAGAGGACUCUGGGAAACCUGCCAUUCCCUCCGCUGCUGUCUUUGGUCCUGGUGUGGCCAGUGAUGUUCCACCGAUCCUCUCUAAUAAACAGUUCGUGGCCUGGGGAGGGGUCACUCUGGGACGAGCUGUCCAACAGAAGCUGGUUCUAAGAAACAACUCCACCACCACCACACAGCAGCUACGGCUGCUUAUUCGUGGUCAAGACCAGGACUGUUUUCAGCUCCAGAGUAUGUUCAGUCCUGAAGAGCGUUUAACCCGACAUGGGGAGCUGUCCAUUCGUCCCAAAGAGGAUGUGACCGUCCACCUGCUCUUUGCUCCCACCAGGGUGGCUUGCAUGUUGGCCAAGCUGGAGAUCAAACAGUCCGGAGUGCGGCCUUCGCAGCCAGGGAUCAAAUUCACUAUUCCUCUGUCGGGCUACGGCGGGACGAGCAACAUCAUCCUGGAGGACCAGAGAAAGCAGGCGGACGGCUAUGUGGCAGCACUGACUGACAUAGCUGUCGGUCGUGUUAGCAAAGUGUGUCUGUGCGUGAGGAACACUGGCUCCAGAGCAGCUUUCAUCAAAGCCGUGGCCUUUGCUGAUGUGCAGACACGAUCAGUUUUGGAGCCCUCUGUCAUCAGCCUCGCCCCGUCACAGUUUGUACUCAAGGAGAGGACACAAGAGGUUAUCACUGUGCUGAUGAAGUCCACCCAAAGAGAACAGGCCUUGUGUCAGUCAGACAAUGCACUGCUGGCCACUGUCUGUCUAUUUUGUGGAGAUGAAGUCUCUAGGCAGCAGUAUAGGAGAUUGCUUCAGAGCAAACCAGAGGCUGUGCGCAAAGCUCUGUCUGAAAACAGUCUGCUGAAAAACAUCAACUUCAAUGAGAAGUUCCUGGGAGAAGAAAUUGUUACAGAACCUUACGAUCUGCCCCAACGGCCAAAUGAAGCUCAAAUCUUCUAUGGAAACAUGAGUAAGGUGGUGGUGUCAUUGCUGGGAAGUACAAAGAGCACAGACUAUGAGCAGAGUGACCACAUGGAGCUGCUGCUGCCCUCUGCAAGACACACUUCAGAGACAGAAAGUGGUCUGGCAAACGGUAAUGUGUCUCUGGACGUACUGCCGGUGAAAGGUCCCCAAGGUCCAGCACUGAGAGUAACGGAGCCCUCUUUAAAGGCGUCAGAGCCAUUACACAGACAGUCUGAGUCCUGGAGCAUCCAUCCAGAACAACUUGUCCUUGCAGCCCCCACCAUCAAUGGUGCCGCCGCCACCAGUCAGGUUCAGAUCCGGAACAACACAUCCAGAGAGCUGAGCUUUGACUUGUCGUGGCCCGCUCACUGCCUCACCAUCACCCCUCAGCAUGGCGUUAUCGAACCUCAGUGCCACCUACAGAUUUUGAUCAGCCCCAACCCUUCACUAGCGACUAAAUCUACCCUGCUGCCAUGGAGUGGACAGAUUUAUGUCCAGUGUGACAGUCAACAGAAGUUUAUUAAGGUCCAGAUUCGAGGGGACUUGGCUCUGGAUGUGUCCGCAGCCCCAGCAGACUCGACUCUGUCAGCCCUGCCUCCUCAGGCUGCCACCCCAGUGCUGCCUGUGGCCAGGCUCACCGCCAGGCCUUCGCUAUCCCUGCAGACCCAGCAAGCACCUCAAGCUCUGUUGGAGAUCAGCAACAAGACCAUCAUGUUCCCUAUCACUCCAUCAGGGGAAACAUCAGAGGCCCAGCUGGAGGUGCAGAAUGGGGAAGUGGAAGUGAGGUGGUACCUGUCAUCAUUUGCUCCUCCAUAUGUCAAGGGGGUUGACAACACUGGAGAUGUUUACCGGGCCACUUACACUGCGUUUAGAUGUGCCAGGGUCUCGGGCACUCUGGGAGCCCAGGAGAAGAUGCAGGUGCCUAUUACUUUCCUGCCCAGGGACAGAGGAGACUAUGCCCAGUUUUGGGACUUGGAGUGCCACCCAGUGUCUGAGCCCCAGCACAAAACCAGAAUCCGCUUCCAACUCUGUGGCACUGGCAUUACAUCUGGACCAGUAGAAGGAACACAGGAAGGAGACUGCUCUCUGGUGAAGACAGAGGCCACAGUCAAAACCAGGAAGAGAGCUGAUGCCUCAGCAGGCAAAACCAGUCAGGAGGAGGCUGUGUGGAGGGGAGUGUAUUCUCCUCAGGAUCUCUACACCUUCCCAGACACUCGAGUGGGCGAGUCCAGCACUCUGAAGGUCAACAUCCGCAACAACUCAUCCAGCACGCAUGAGCUGAAAUUUGUAAACCCUAUGGAGCCCUUCCACAUCAAGCAUUCCAAAUAUUCCCUGAGAUCCCAGCACUAUCUGAAGCUACCCGUCCAGUUCAAGCCCAGUACUGCAGGCAGACACGCUGGCUUGCUGCUCAUCCAGUCAGAAACAAGUGGAAGUCUUGUUAUUCAGCUGACCGGUGAGGCAUUGCCUUGAAUCUACCAUCCUACGCCACCUCCUCAUGCUGGCUGGCUGGCUUUGGGUGGAUGCUCUUCCCUGUAACUGUUCGUCACGGGACAGACGAGAGGAGCAGAGACGAGAAGGCAAAAAUGCUACAAAUCAAAUAAAAGCAACCGCAGACUUAAAUCCUUCCUCGUCAUCAUAUAAUUAGAGACAUGUAGCUGAUUAAGUGGAGACGAGUGAGACUUUACAGCCAACACAGCCGCGUCUGCCUCUGGAUGUGGCACAGGUGUCCUCAGCUGGCCCAUGAAAAAAUGAUUGUGCUUGUUUGUGCCUGAAGCAGAAUGAUUUGGUCUGACAGGCUCACAAUUAGUCUGCAGCACUCUGACAUUUCACAGAGCUAAUGAUUUUUGUCACUUCACUCUGGAUCUGGUAUUUGCCUUAUCCCUGAGUCAUGUCACAAGGCAGCAUUGUUGUUGCCAUGGCCCCUGUCAGACAGUACCAGUCCGAGGGAUACGGUUGGGAUUACUUUGAGUCGGUCACACGGGAAUGCCAUUGUGUCUUGUUCGGUAACAUGGCUGUGGGGAUUUUUUUUUUUAUUGUUUUUGGAAAAGUCAAACCAUGUUUUGUUUUGUUUUUUUGCCAUGUUACACAUUAAGAAUCUAAAAAUGAGGGCAUUGUUUUGUCUCAAACCAGAUGUCUUUUAGAUUGUGAUUGUAACAAGACUACAGGAGAUUUAAUGUAAUUGCUCAGAAAUUUUGAAGUUGGGUACUUAUUCAUAGACAGUACAUUACAUAUAGUAGACGUCAGUCAGCGUGCCCGCAAUUUGGAAAGGCAAGCAGUCAGCAACAAAAUGGAUCUAAAAAAGCCACCUAAAAAAAGCAAAUACUAGUUUUUAGGCCUCACCGGAAUAUCAGAGCAAUUUUCAAAGGGAAAAUGAAGCCAUUAUAUCACUCUCUUCAAAGCCAGACUCCACUGAGAAAAACAGUAUUUUAACAUCGCUGAAAACAGGAGCUGCUGAUCUGCCGCUGUCUCAGUUAGUUAGUUUGUGCAAUCUUGAGAUUUUGGCGUUGAAAAUGGUUCAUUUGGAAUCGCUAAAGUCACAGAAUAACAAACCAACUAACUGAUAGAGGCAGCGGUAGACCAGAAGGUCCUGUGUUCAGCAGGUUAAAAUGACUUUUUUCCAGUGGAGUCUGGUGUUUUUUUUAAAACCUUUUUGUAUGAGAAUAACAUAGCGAUAAGAUAAUAGAAAACAACUUGUUUUAGGAUUUGUCAUAGAAUAACUAUAUAAUUACUAACCUAUUCCCCCAUCCCCCUAAUUAUGGUGCAUCUCAGCCUUUAGGAAAAUAAUAAUAAUGAUGAUAAAAAUAACAAAAACAAUGAAGUCUGGUGGCUUUUAUGACAGCAUGGAUGGGGAAGUGAGGCCAUAAAGUACUUCACCAUCAGAAUGGGCUGUUUGAUGGAAUAGUAAAGUAGAAAAUAUUCUAAAUUACAUUUACACUGAUAUUUUUUUUUAUUUUUUUUUGGAGAUGGGAAUUUUUUAUGCAGCUACAAUAAGUUUUGUUGCUGACCCCAAUCCUCAGCAGUGCAUUACUGAUUUUUAGUAUUAAGAUUCCAGCCUGCUUCUCCAAACUGGGGGAUGUGCUGACUGACAUGUGAUACACCGACUAUGGCAAAGUACCUCAUACAACUCCACUACAAAAAAUCCAAACGUAUCUCAUUUUCAAAUUUAAGUCUACAUUUCAUAAAAUUUUCCUCGUCUUCUGUGCUGGUGUGGUUUCUAUGGAAAUGGCUCAUCAUCGUGCAGAGCCCACCUGCACAGCGGUCUUUGUCAUCACCACGUGUCGACUUCCCAGCAACCUCCGAGACUCGUUCCAAACGGUCCAGAUGUACUUAAUUUAGUCAUGAUCAGUGCAGCUCACAGCAACAUUAGGAUGCUUAAUGAUUGUUAUUACAUGCUAAAAGAGUUUCCUCUGGUGGGGCUUUUGUUCGGCAGCUUGCCAGGCCUGCUUAGUAUGGUUACCAUGGCAAAACCAGUGUUAAUCACCGCUCCCAGUCACAGAAAAUUAGCUCCCCUUUUCCUCUUUUGGCUCUGGGGCAAAUGGCCAAAAAUUGCUUUGGGGUGGGGGGUAUUGGAUUCACAUUGGUAAUCUGUUUUGGGACUGGAAUGGCAUGGGAGGGAAAUGAAUGUAAGCUUCAUCAAGGAUGCAUUGUUAACCUGUUAGAUGCCACACAUUGUGUCAACACUUUUGGAAAUGAGAAACACUAGAAAUGAGCAUUAUUUCCUGCCAGUAGAGCGAGUUUUAAUAUGAAGGCAGUAUGUUGUCACGGGCUGCUUUUAACAUGCCCAGACCGCUAUUCUGACAGAUUUUGUUUUACAAUUUGCACAUGCUUUAAAUAGUAUAUAAUGUAAUAUAUUGUUUGUACACAUUCUGAAUAAAGUUUUGUGAUAAAUA
This is a messenger RNA of Plectropomus leopardus (leopard coralgrouper), 11140 nucleotides long. It is a transcript of the gene cep192, whose product is annotated as centrosomal protein 192. Gene Ontology annotation, biological process: centrosome duplication; protein localization to centrosome; mitotic spindle assembly. Gene Ontology annotation, cellular component: pericentriolar material; centriole; cytoplasm. Gene Ontology annotation, molecular function: protein kinase binding. NCBI's taxonomy places the organism in Eukaryota, Metazoa, Chordata, Actinopteri, Perciformes, Serranidae. The record is from RefSeq and is a predicted model, not a curated record.